AGGACGCGCUCCUCCGGGCAACGCCGGUUCUCGGCUCUCCGGGUCUCUCGGCAGCACCGCUGAGCCCGCCACCCUCACCAGGCUGCUGGGGACCGUCCCCAUUUCCCACGUCCUGCCGAGCGACCAUGGCAGGUGUGUCCUGAUGCCAGCCCAGCCGUCAAAGAGAAUCCCUCUGGGAGACUGAAAGGCUCAGCUCUGGAGCCUCAAGCCAGGGGCAUGGCAUCCCUCCAGGAGCUCCAAGACCCUGCCCCUGGGGAGGAGGAAGGGCUUAUGAUUGUGAAAGUGGAAGACUGCUCCUGGGAACAGGAGCCUGCCCAGUCGCUGGACAGCAGGGAUUCAGAAGCCUGCCGCCAGCGGUUCCGACAGUUCUGCUACAGGGAUGCGGGCGGACCACACGAAGCCUUCAGCCAGCUGUGGGAGCUCUGUUGCCGCUGGCUGCGGCCUGAGCUGCACAGCAAAGAGCAGAUCCUGGAGCUGCUGGUGCUGGAGCAGUUCCUGGCUGUGCUCCCAGGGGAGGUCCAAGCCCAGGUGCAGAGACAGCACCUUGGGAGUGGAGAGGAAGCUGUCGCUUUGGUGGAGGACAUACAGAAUCAGUCACUGAAAACUUGGCCACAGGGUGAGCUCUCAGAUGUGGGGCCUAAGGCAGCAGCCCAGGGACUCCAAGCCACAGGGUCUCCCCAGAAGCAGCUACGUGCACCCCAAGAGCACCAUGGCCAUGCCCAGCUCCCUGUUCUUAAAGAACGACGGACAGGAGAAAUGUUGGAUGUCUGCUUUGCCUCUGCAGUUGAUCUGCCUGGGAGACCUGAGCUGGGUCAUAGCUCCCCAUUCCAAAAAUCUGUGGCAUUGGGAGACAUCCCUUUCUAUUUUUCCCGAGAAGAAUGGAGCUCCCUGGACCCUGCUCAGAGGGACCUCUUCUGGGACAUGAAGAGAGAGAACUCCCGGAAUGCUGCCCUUGGUUUGAGACCCAAAAGCCAAAAGCCCCCUGCAGAGGAGGCAGUGACAGCAUUGUUGGGACAGACCAAAGUGCCUAUAUCCUGGAAUCCCGAGGAGGCUGAAACUGAGGUCUGGGAGAGUGGGAACCCAACGAGGACAGCCCUGGACCAGCUGGUGGUAGCGCGUCGGGGGCGGCCGCCUGCUCGCAGGCGCCAGUUUCGGAACUUAGUUACCGAGAAGCCCCACAGCUGCAAGCAGUGCGGGAAGUGCUUCCGCUGGGGUUCAGACUUAGCCAGGCACCAGCGCACACACACGGGUGAGAAGCCACACAAGUGCCCUGACUGCGACAAGAGCUUCCGCAGCUCUUCCGACCUGGUUCGCCACCAGGGCGUGCACACGGGCGAGAAGCCCUUCUCCUGUUCUGAAUGUGGCAAAAGCUUCAGCCGCAGCGCCUACCUGGCUGACCACCAGCGCAUCCACACAGGUGAGAAGCCCUUCAGCUGCAGCGAGUGCGGCAAGAGCUUCUCGCUGCGCUCCUACCUGCUAGACCACAGGCGUGUGCACACAGGCGAGCGGCCGUUCGGCUGUGGCGAGUGUGACAAGAGUUUCAAGCAGCGUGCACACCUCAUUGCGCACCAGAGCCUGCACGCCAAGAUGACCCAACCCGUGGGGUGAGCCCAUGGUGGGACCUAAGCAGCCUCCCUUCGCCCCUCUGUGACUCUCACAGAAUCUCUUCCUUCCCCCUGGGGAAUUCUCCACUCACCUGUGACCACUGCCAGCCUGUCAAAGGGACACAAGGCCUCCUGUACUCUGAACUGGCCUGCCUGCUCCCAGGACCCUGCCACCGUGUCUCCCCUCCCUGCUCUGGAUUUCUCUUCCGUUUCCUGGAGCUUCAUAGUUUCCAGUUGAGGACCAGGUGGUAUGAGGGCUCAGGCAGGACCUCGGGUUUUCCAGAACCCUCCAGCCUUGCUUGGGCAGAGGCUCUUUGUUUCUUAUUUUCUUAUGUGGACCCAUCAGCCUGGCUAAGCCUCUGCCCUGUGUACUUGUGCCUUCCAGUGGGGACUGGCCUCCGUCCUCAGGGGGGCUGCUGGGUUUUGGCCUUGGGAAGGGCCCACACCAAUGGGGAUGUAGGUCCUGGGUUCCAUCACAGCAGCUUCUUGGCCUCCACUGUCUCCCCACCCCCUUCCAGCCUGUGACCAUUCUGUCAUGCUCUGACCCCAGGAAGCUGCCUAGUUGUUCUGCUCUGAUCCCUGAGAUACACUACAGGUCUGGAGGUUAGUGGAGGUGGUAGCUAUAGCAACAGGCUGACUGGAGAACACCCAGUCUUCCAGACGUGUGGUUUUUGUUGUACUUAACACUAGCACUCCACCACACUUUGUAGCUGACUCCUCAAGCACUAUAUUUCCAUGUUUUAAAUCUGCAUUGUGUGCAGAUUCACAUUAACAGGGACAGACCAUGGCCCUAAAGAAGGACUCAGCCCAGUGAGCUUCAGAAGAGUUUGAAUAAACGUGGAAAAUUUUUGAGGCUAC
Grammomys surdaster is the source of this 2462-nucleotide messenger RNA. RefSeq names its product zinc finger protein 213 (gene Znf213). Gene Ontology annotation, biological process: regulation of DNA-templated transcription. The transcript has 6 exons. The record is from RefSeq and is a predicted model, not a curated record. NCBI's taxonomy places the organism in Eukaryota, Metazoa, Chordata, Mammalia, Rodentia, Muridae. Bases 217 to 1608 code for a protein of 463 amino acids.